Molecule: messenger RNA, 459 nt
Organism: Symbiodinium sp. CCMP2456
Lineage: Eukaryota; Dinophyceae; Suessiales; Symbiodiniaceae
Source: the annotation of a GenBank genome assembly
AUGGCAAGAGAUCUGGUGACCUCUGCAAGCAGGCAGCAGGGAGAUGACAGUGAGGUGUACCCACCAUCUGCUCCAUCAGUCCAUGAUUGUGACAAGCCUGAAGCAACUGCUCGCAGUGUUGCACGCGAAGCCGCGGAUCAGCUCGGGCGCAAAGUCGGCCAGUGGCAGCGAAGCCCAAAGAAUGGCUUUGAGUCCAUGCGCGAGAACGUACAGGGACUAGCGCCCUUGGACCUGAUUCCGCCCGUGUCCCCAGGGUCUCCAGCUCCAGCUGAAGAGCGCAUCGUGUGCCACGAGGUACUGCGCGCGCACAACGAGUCAGGGAGGUCUCUGGCGGCAGAAGCCAUCGCGAGCCAGGAAGGUGCUUGCGACGCAAGUCCUGCUUCUGCUGCAGUUAUGUCAGAAGGAUCGGCGGAGGCCCGAUAUCUGGCACGAGAUGCAGUGCAUCCUUUCAUGCUGUGA